AUGGGUUCCCCAAAUGAAGCGACGCUCUCCGGCAUGCCUUCUGAGCUGCAGGUGAGAAUCAUGGGAGAACUUGAUAUCGACUCGGUGCGGCGACUCUCUAUUACCAAUAAGCGCUUGCGUGAAGUGUGUCGCACCCACGAAAAAUACAUCAACUUCACGAUCCUCCAAAAUGUAAUCAAUUCACUCCCAAAGGGAGUUCGACCAUUUGCCGUAGCCCUUUACGCUGCCAACCACACCGAUUGGAAGGCACAGUGGCCCCUACCAAGCCUGCCAGAACUUUAUAACAACAUUCACACGUUCGGGCGUCGAUACCUUGACCGCAACAAUUGGCGCCUACCGAUUGAAAGAAAGGAAGCUACCCUCAAACUAGUUUCAGAGAUGAUUCCAGAGAUCCUUAGCUUUCACGCUAUUGUCGAAGAGUGGACUCUCAAGUUUAUGAACUUGUCGCUUUCAAAAGUCGAGCGCCACGAAGGGCAACCCCCUAUGGCGCCUCCCUCGAUAUCCGAGAUUACGAGGAUUCAGCAGGCGUUUUAUAUCAGAGAAAUUGCUAGAGAGCUGUUCCCCUUCUUCAUUGGCGAACCUGGUCCGGAAGGAGUGAAUGAUAUGCCGUUCGAUAUGUUCUGGCACUACUUUGCCCCUUGGGAAAACCAGAUUGUCGCGGGUAUUGACGAAUUCUUUCAUCUCCGGUACAACGAGAUAUACCUUGCUGGUGAACUAUCUCCUACUCCCCAAGGGUGGGAGGCGGAGAACUACGACGACUUCGUAAAUGAGUUAGGAGGCUGGUUCAUCAAAUACGGAUUGCGUCAUCUCCAUGAAAUCAAUGAUUGGGAUACUUUAAUUAACUCAAUGAAGGAGAUGUUCGAGGAGGACGAACAGUAUGAUCCCCGUCCGUUCCGUAAAAUACACUACAGCGUUAAUAUUUGGGCGGGCUGUACAUGGCUAAGGCCUACUGAACACGAUAUCACCAUUCGAACUCUUGGUAUCGACCACUUAAUGCAAAGGUUCACGCCAGGAGACAGUGGUCCAAUCGACAGUUGGUUCUUCCACUUCGUUUACGAGUCGACGACAGAGUCUCCUCUGAUACAGUUUCCUACAUUAGCAGAUACUGAUAGUAGGUGGUGGGAUCGUGCUCGAAUCGAAGCCACAUUUCCGAAUGCCAUGCCAACCAUGGAGGAUAUUCAAAUUAAGGGAACGGUCGAGAAAGCGGGUACUUACGACGCUGGACCAUAUGUACUCUCCAGCGAUCCGGACUUUUGCAAAGAAAUAGGGUACUAA
Molecule: messenger RNA, 1275 nt
Organism: Hypoxylon trugodes
Lineage: Eukaryota; Fungi; Ascomycota; Sordariomycetes; Xylariales; Hypoxylaceae
Exons: 2
Coding region: 1-1275 (424 amino acids)
Molecular function (GO): protein binding
Source: RefSeq, a predicted model, not a curated record